Chara braunii is the source of this 3858-nucleotide messenger RNA. The record is from the annotation of a GenBank genome assembly. NCBI's taxonomy places the organism in Eukaryota, Viridiplantae, Streptophyta, Charophyceae, Charales, Characeae.
GAGAGAGAGAGAGAGAGAGAGAGAGAGAGAGAGAGAGAGAGAGAGAGAGAGAGAGAGAGAGAGAGAGAGAGAGAGGCAAUGGCUGAACGAAGGCGGGCGAUGCCACGCCCGUCGCGAACGGGCGCGGCGGACUUAGGAAUGGAUCUGGUGAGAGCAGGACACGUGGCAGGUCCUGGAUGGAGUUUUCCUGUUCGAGAGGAAGACGAAGGCCCACCAGGCGCUGGCAAGGUGGGAGGAGUAGGAGGAGUAGGAGGAGGAGGAGGAGGAGAAACUGGAAGCCUGAGUGGAACUAGUUUUCACUCACGAUCCCUGUGGGGUGUCGACGAGGAUGAGUACGAAGGGCAAGACCUUGAUUGGGUUAUGGACGAGGCGGCAACGAUUGGUAGGAGGGAGGGAGGAGGGGGAGGGGGAGGAGGAGGUAGGGAGGUGCCCAUCAAAGAGGGCUGGCCGAUCGAUGGCUACAUAGACUCAGGUCUGGGGAACAAGCAAGGGAAGGCCUGGUUCGGAUCCCGACCUGGUACUGCCAUUCCCAGCCGCGGCAGCGUGAUUUUCCAUGGACUCGGUAAUGUCGAGCCCUCUAGUUCCAGCGGUGAUGAGGAGAAGAUGUGGCGGGAGAUUAGCUCGCCUGUGAGCAGAGGAGGUGAUUCCACUUCCUCUCUCUACAGCCCCGAACGUGAAAGAGGAGGAGGAGGAGGAGGAGAAGAGGGAGGAGGAGGAGGAGGGAGAGGAGGGAGAGGAGAGAGAGGAGAGAUUGAUUGGGUGGCGUCCUCCUUGUACACAAUUCGACAGAUCAGGCAGAAGUGGCUGGUGCGUCGGGACAGCGAGAGCUCCGUCAGCCCGCUGCUGUGCGCCCCGGCACCCGACGCCGACCAGACCCAUCGGGAUCGGCAUUACCAGCACGCAGCCACGUUGGACGAGAUAGCACUGCGCGCCGGGAGGAGUGUGCAGAGGCUAAGUGUUGCCUCCGAACCGGCGAGACUCAGCAGAGUCGGGAUGGUGGAUGGGCGGGAUCUUGAUCAUGGAGACAGCGUCACGACCAAAGGGAGCGGCAGCUUGACAGCUGGACUCCCCGCGAAGAAGGCACCGGCGCGGCAGGAAAGGAGGAGGGAGGAGGAGGAGGAGGAGGAGGAGGAGGGAGAGGAGGAGGAGGGAGAGGACGAGGAGGGAGAGGAGGGAAGAGAGGAGGAGGAGGAGGGAGAGGUUAUGUCUGUUUUGGAGCACACCAUCCGACGUGGUAUUGUUCCCAUCGCACCUGGUCGGGGAGCAGAGUUGAGACCUGGAACCGCGACCGCGACUGUUCAGGCGCACAAACGACGUUUCAGCGACACAGUCCUUGGAACCUACGGGGGACCGGGAUCGGGAUCCGGACGAGGUCCAUGGAGCUCCUCCUCCGGUUGGGGAGGCGGGGGGGAUCUUGGUGGAGGGCCGAUGAUGAUGACAAGGCGAGGGGGAGGGGGGGGGGCGGGGGGAGGAGGGGGAGGAGGGGGAGGAGGAGCUUUGACUAUAGAUGAAGGCCGUCCGUUUGAAGGGGACACGCUGGAUGGGUACGAAUGGACGAAGAGAGACGAUUGGUCUACUAAUAAGAGGAAGGGGGGGAGGAGACUUGGGAGCGGAGGUGGUAGGGCUAGCUCGAUGGCCAGGCCAGGGACAGCCGUGCCUCGUCGCUGGAGCGUGUUGUAUCGGGAUCUGGGCGCGAUGGAGCCAGCCUCCCCCAGCCAAGCUCUUCCCGAUCUAAUGGAUAGCGACGGGGGUUCGCCGAGAUCGCAGCCGCGCCACGUGGGCGGCGGCAUCGAGGUCCCAAUCAUCUCUGUGCACAGCGGAGGACUGUCUGACGGCGACUCGGAUGGACCUGAGACAGGAAGAAGCCAACCUUUGAUGGGAGAGGGAGGGAGAGGAGGAGCAGGAGGAGGAGGAGGAGAAGGGGAUCUCCUAGCUUGGAGGGGCUCCGGCCGUCAGAUGGACACAAGUGGGAACAGCUCCCCUAGCCCGAAAUCGGACAACUAUCGGCUGCUGGACGUGGACGAGGUGGAGGUCGUUCGGAUCCGAAGUCACUCUCUGACUGCGACGGGACGGCCGACCGGUCCUCCGCGCUUGGACGUCGAUGACUUAACAUCUACCUCCCUCCUCUCCUUGCCUUCAGACCCCCCACAAGAUGAAGAUGGAAGAUGGUCGAGCUCUCCGGCUGUAGGCACUGGCAGCCAUAGCCAGACCAUGGUGGACGACACAUCGCUGCUGCCGGUUGGAUCAGCCUCCAUCUACGACUCUUCCUCCUCCGACGAGAUGAGUCCGUCGGAGCACGGAGAGAGUCGAGACGUGGACAGCCGGGAUGCCGACAAAGCGGUCGCUUGGCACGACCGCAAGACCAGCGCUGAUCGAAAGGCGGAGGACCGGUCGGCCUGGCACGACCGCAAGUCGGACACUAUUACCAUACGGGUGGAGCGCGAAGACAGCACAGGAGGUCAGCCCAGUGCCUACAGGAAAACACCCUUGCAGCAUCUCCUCCCCGGCAACAAGCUGGUUCAUCAUCACAUCAAGAAGCGGUUGCAGAGGGUCCGUAAGCGAAGCAGAGACAGUGGAGACGAAAUGCUUAAUUCGAUCGAGUUUCAUCCGCUUACCGCGUGGCAAAAGACCUUGAGGCUGAAGUGCUCCACCUCAACUGGAGGUGUAGGAACUGCAUUGCCACAACAAGGGACUCGGUCGACAUUGGAGGUGGGUGACGGCCUGCCGCAUCGACAUCUCUGGGAGCCCGAAGUUUCCAGGAAAUCACCAAUGAGGUCUGCGGCGGGAAUGGACAGAAGUGAAAGUGGGAAGAAAGAUAGCAUAGGGCGUGGCAUUGGAAAAGUCGGCGAUGAAGGGACGAAAGGGGGGGUCCCGGAUGGAACUGCGUCGAAGAAGAGUGCAAAAGUGUGGGCCAAGCGAACGUCUCCGGUGAGGGGAUGGGGUGCUCGUGGGGAGGUGUACUAUGGAUCAUGGGUGACGGACGCAAGAGGACAACCUGUCUUUAAGAUGGACCCUCCUGUCAUGAAAGGAUCUACGGCAAGAAUUGCAUUUUUCAGAAGGCAACACAUGCUCAGUACGGCAUUGGGGAAGACGGGCCACGAUGAUGCGUCCAGCAGUGGCGGCAGCGAUGAUGUCAGCAUGGUUCCCUGGGAUGAAGAUUCCGACGUUGUAAGUUCGGCUGACCGUAGAUAUCGGCGGACAUCUGUUAAUAACGGAGAUAGGUCCAGGCAUCCUUCCAAAGCAUCAAAAAAGGGAUCAAGGGUGGACCGCCACGGCGGGAUGAAGUACAGUGACGAUGUGUGCAUGGCAUCAUUCUGGCCUUUCCUAAGAAGGGCACUGGAUCACCACAGCAGCACCAACGAGGGUAUCAGUGAGGUGUACACCGGAGGGAGUGAUAACGUGGGACUCGCAAAGGGAACACUGAACCAUGGAGGACGCUCUGUCGUUCGAGGAGAUGUUGGGGGAUCAUCUGAGGGAGGAGGAGUUAUUGGAAGAAUCGCAGGGAGAAGCACCCCCUGAGGUGAUGUAUUCAACACUAUUUUUACUAGUCCUAGUGCUAAUCUCAUUGUGAGUUUGGUAAUGAUCGGGUGAUGAGACGGGUACUUACUGACCCAGAAUGUAUUUUCGUGUGUUGGAGAGAUUCCUGGUCUCAAAUAGCAGGUUGAACGAUUGUGCUUGAAUAUCUUUUCCUCUGAUGAGCUGGCGAAUGUGGCAAGUCAGCGAAAAACUGGUUUUAGGGAACUGCCACUACCCCUAGCCGCUCGUUUUUCCGCAGCUUUGGUUUACCGGCUCUAAGUGUGGCCAAAUGGUGAACCAGGGGUACCAGGAAUCCGUGAGAAAUGAAUGCAUGAUUCCGUG